AUGGGGCGCGGGGGGAAGAAGGGGACCGUGACCCCUCACGAGCAGAACCCAAGCCCAAGACCUAAAAGGGAGUCUAAUACAGGGAAGAGAAGAAAAAUGAAGAGGAAAAAAAAGAAGACUGAUUUGGAGGAGCUGAAGAAGGAAGUGGUCCUGGAGGAUCACAAAUUAACCUUGGAAGAGCUGAGCGCCAAGUACUCUGUGGACCUGACGAUGGGCCUUAGCCCCAGAAGGGCACAGGAAAUCUUGAGACAAGAUGGACCCAAUACACUUACCCCACCCCCCACCACUUCAAAAUGGUUCAAAUUCUGUAAACAUCUGUUCAGUGGCUUCUCGAUCCUACUAUGGGUUGGUGCCAUUCUCUGCUUUGUGGCCUAUGGCAUCCAGUUCCAUCAGAAGGAGGAGCCUACCAAAGAUAACCUGUACCUGGGCAUCGUACUGGCUGUCGUGGUCAUCAUCACCGGCUGCUUCUCUUACUACCAGGAGGCCAAGAGCUCCAAGAUCAUGGAGUCUUUCAGAAACAUGGUGCCUCAGCAAGCUCUGGUGAUUCGAGGUGGAGAGAAGAUUCAGAUCAAUGUGGAGAAUGUGGUGGUAGGAGAUCUGGUAGAAGUGAAGGGCGGAGACCGAAUCCCGGCUGACCUCCGGCUCAUCUCCUCACAAGGUUGUAAGGUGGACAACUCAUCCUUGACGGGAGAGUCAGAGCCCCAGACCCGAUCCCCUGAGUUCACCCACGAGAACCCUCUGGAGACCCACAACAUCUGCUUCUUCUCCACCAACUGUGUGGAAGGAACAGCUCAGGGCAUUGUGAUCGCUACGGGAGACUCCACGGUGAUGGGCCGCAUUGCCUCUCUGACGUCAGGCCUGGCGGUCGGCAAGACCCCCAUUGCUGUAGAGAUCGAGCACUUCAUCCAUCUGAUCACAGCGGUGGCCAUCUUCUUUGGUGUCUCCUUCUUUGGGCUCUCACUGAUCUUGGGCUACGGCUGGCUGGAGUCUGUCAUUUUUCUCAUCGGCAUCAUUGUGGCCAAUGUGCCCGAGGGGCUGCUGGCCACCGUCACCGUGUGUCUGACCCUGACCGCCAAGCGCAUGGCACAGAAGAACUGCCUGGUGAAGAAUCUGGAGGCGGUGGAGACACUGGGCUCCACCUCCACCAUCUGCUCCGACAAGACGGGCACCCUCACCCAGAACCGCAUGACCGUCGCCCACAUAUGGUUCGACAAGACCAUAUACAAGGCUGACACCAGCGAAGAGCAGACUGCUGACUUGAGUGGGAAAACAUUUGCCAAGGGCUCUGCGACCUGGUUCAUCCUGGCCCGAAUCGCAGGCCUCUGCAACCGAGCUGACUUCAAGGCUCACCAGGAGACCCUUCCCAUUGCUAAGCGGGCAACAACAGGUGAUGCUUCCGAGUCAGCCCUCCUCAAGUUCAUCGAGCAGACAUACAGCUCUGUGAAGGAGAUGAGAGAGAAAAACCCCAAGGUGGCAGAGAUCCCCUUUAAUUCCACCAACAAGUACCAGAUGUCCAUCCACCUGCAGGAUGACAGCAACCAGACCCACGUACUGAUGAUGAAGGGGGCCCCGGAGAGGAUCUUAGAGUUUUGCUCUUCUUACCUUCUGAAGGGGGUGGAGUACCCCAUGGACGAUGAGAUGAGGAAAGACUUCCAGAAAGCCUACAUGGAACUGGGAGGCCUGGGGGAACGCGUGCUAGGGUUCUGCUUCUUGAAUCUGCCUAGCACUUUCUCCAAAGGAUUCAAGUUUAAUACAGAUGAAAUCAACUUUCCCAUGGAUAACCUUUGUUUUGUGGGGCUUGUAUCCAUGAUUGACCCCCCCAGAGCUGCAGUGCCUGAUGCUGUCAGCAAGUGUCGUAGUGCAGGGAUUAAGGUGAUCAUGGUGACCGGGGACCACCCCAUCACAGCCAAGGCCAUCGCCAAAGGUGUGGGCAUUAUAUCAGAAGGCAACGAGACAGCAGAGGACAUGGCUGCGCAGCUCCAGGUCCCUAUCAGCCAGAUCAACACCAGGGAAGCCAAGGCGUGCGUGGUGCACGGCUCUGACCUGAAGGACAUGACGGCGGAGCAGCUGGACGAGAUCCUCAAGAACCACACGGAGAUCGUGUUCGCGCGGACGUCCCCGCAGCAGAAGCUCAUCAUCGUGGAGGGCUGUCAGAGGCUGGGGGCCAUUGUGGCGGUGACCGGGGACGGCGUGAACGACUCCCCCGCGCUGAAGAAGGCUGACAUUGGCAUCGCCAUGGGCAUCACGGGCUCCGACGUGUCGAAGCAGGCCGCCAACAUGAUCCUGCUGGACGACAACUUUGCCUCCAUCGUCACAGGCGUGGAGGAGGGCCGCCUCAUCUUCGACAACCUGAAGAAAUCCAUCGCGUACACCCUGACCAGCAACAUCCCCGAGAUCACCCCCUUCCUGCUCUUCAUCAUCGCCAACAUCCCCCUGCCUCUGGGCACCAUAACCAUCCUCUGUAUCGACCUGGGCACUGACAUGGUCCCGGCCAUCUCCUUGGCUUACGAGUCAGCUGAAAGUGACAUCAUGAAGAGGGCCCCACGGAAUCCAAGGAGCGAUAAUCUGGUGAACCACCGCCUCAUCGGCAUGGCCUAUGGACAGAUUGGGAUGAUCCAGGCUCUGGCUGGAUUCUUCACCUACUUUGUGAUCCUGGCCGAGAACGGUUUCAAGCCUAUUGACCUGCUAGGCAUCCGCCUCAACUGGGAGGACCGGUUCUUCAAUGACCUGGAGGACAGCUACGGACAGCAGUGGACCUACGAGCAGCGGAAGGUGCUGGAGUUCACCUGCCACACGGCCUUCUUUGUCAGCAUUGUGAUCGCGCAGUGGGCCGACCUCAUCAUCUGCAAGACCCGGCACAACUCAGUCUUCCACCAGGGCAUGAAAAACAAGAUCCUAAUAUUUGGGAUCAUGGAGGAGACCUUCCUGGCUGCUUUUCUGUCCUACACUCCAGGCAUGGACACGGCCCUGCGGAUGUACCCACUCAAGCUAUCCUGGUGGUUCUGCGCCACUCCCUACAGCAUUCUUAUCUUUAUCUAUGAUGAAGUCCGAAAACUCAUCAUCCGACGUCAUCCUGGCGGCUGGCUGGAGAGAGAGACCUACUACUGA
Messenger RNA from Odobenus rosmarus divergens (Pacific walrus), 3108 nucleotides. It is a transcript of the gene ATP1A4, whose product is annotated as ATPase, Na+/K+ transporting, alpha 4 polypeptide. Gene Ontology annotation, cellular component: membrane. NCBI's taxonomy places the organism in Eukaryota, Metazoa, Chordata, Mammalia, Carnivora, Odobenidae. Gene Ontology annotation, biological process: intracellular sodium ion homeostasis; proton transmembrane transport; potassium ion import across plasma membrane. The coding region runs from base 1 to 3108 and encodes 1035 amino acids. The transcript has 22 exons. The record is from RefSeq and is a predicted model, not a curated record. Gene Ontology annotation, molecular function: P-type sodium:potassium-exchanging transporter activity; ATP hydrolysis activity; ATP binding.